This is a messenger RNA of Knipowitschia caucasica, 363 nucleotides long. NCBI's taxonomy places the organism in Eukaryota, Metazoa, Chordata, Actinopteri, Gobiiformes, Gobiidae. The record is from the annotation of a GenBank genome assembly.
AUGCAUUUGUUUCCUUUGAGGACCCUGAGGCAUGAGGAGAUUCUAACACAGCAGCUAGAUCGGGGGAGGUGUCCAGAGCGAGAGGGAGGUGUCCAGAGCCAGAGGGUGGGGUCCGGAGCCAGAGGGAGGUGUCCAGAGCCAGAGGGUGGGGUCCGGAGCCAGAGGGAGGUGUCCAGAGCCAGAGGGUGGGGUCCGGAGCCAGAGGGAGGGGUCCAGAGCCAGAGGGAGGGGUCCGGAGCCAGAGGGAGGUGUCCAGAGCCAGAGCCAGAGGGAGGGGUCCGGAGCCAGAGGGAGGUGUCCAGAGCCAGAGCCAGAGGGAGGGGUCCGGAGCCAGCAGGAGUCACUCAGACUAUGCAGUUUUAA